CAAGACUUCCUCUCAAUAUUUGCCUCUAUGAGUUUCGUAUGUCGAAAUAAUAAUUGCUUGACUUUCAAGGCUAAUUUCUCCAUUAUAACAACUCGAAAUUACUAUAAAAAACUUAUCAAAGCCUAAAAGGAUCUCGUCUUAACCAAACCAUUUGACAUGAGUCACUUCUUAUCCGAUUUUUGCUGUUAAAAAUGGGCAAUUGCUCCAAUGACUACACGACGCCGACGAACCAGGUCUAGUGGAGAAGACCAAGAACACAACUCGACAACCGUCACUUUUUCUUCCACAAGAAACGCUGAUAACUCAGCUUUGGACAUGACAUCAUGCAGGGAAAGGACACCGGAGUUUCUCUCCGCUGUAAAGUCUAUAAAGACWCGUCAGGGAUCCCCGUUUACCAACCAGAAGCUUCAAGGAAUGAAUGGAGUUCACCAUCAAAAGAGCCAGUUCUUCGUUAUUGCCAAGCACAUUGGCAAAGACAUAAGUAAUACAUUCCACAAGUUGGAAAAACUAGCCAUUUUGGCAAAGAAGAAGUCCUUAUUUGAUGAUAGGCCAAUGGAAAUACAAGAACUAACUUACAUAAUAAAACAGGAUAUCAAUGGAUUAAACCAGCAAAUUGCACAGCUCCAAGAGCUUGUCAAGUCUAAAAGUCACACAGAAGGAAAACACCAACAGACACAUUCUAAUACUGUGGUACUUACCCUACAGUCAAAACUGGCAACAAUGUCAAAAGAUUUUAAGUCAGUUUUAGAAGUCAGGACAGAGUUCUACAACGAUCCAAUGCACGAGGCAAUGGAGUUAUGAAGGGAGGGGCAGAUCAUGUAGCAAUUGACAUGGGUGGCAGUGAACACUCCCCACUAAUGAAUGAAAUGAACCAGAUGCAAGCUUUUGAAGAACAGGAUACUUACAUAAGCAGUAGAGCAAAUGCUAUGCAAAGUAUAGAAUCAACCAUUGUUGAACUUGGAAGUAUAUUCUCUCAACUUGCUAACAUGGUCAAAGAACAAGAAGAACAGAUACAAAGAAUUGAUGCAAAUGUGGAAACAACAGAGAUGAACGUUGAAGCAGCACAUGGAGAAAUCCUCAAGUACUUCCAGUCAGUUAGUUCCAAUCGCUGGCUCAUUAUUAAGAUCUUCCUUGUUCUGAUCAUAUUCUUUGUCAUAUUUGUUGUUUUCAUGGGUUAAUUAAAUUGGAUGGGACAGAUUCUUAAAUUACCAAGGGAGGGGAGGGUAGGUACGAAUAGUUUCACCAAAUAGCAGAAUAUUACUGGUCCUUGUAAUAAUUCGUUAUUAUUUCCUGUUGACAUCUUUAGAGGCUAAUGUCCUAAAAUCAUCUGCAAUGAAUAUGAGAAAUGAGAGAUCAUUUCACUCGAUAGUAUCACCGAUAUUAUGUCAUAUUUAAAAAAAUGGGACAAUCUAUUUGUGGUGUAGAAUUUUCCAAACUCGGUGGCAACUUUGAAAUAAUAAGUUAUUUUGAAAAGGAGGCAAAUGGGAAAAGCAAAAGUGAGAAUGUUUUUCUUUUGUAAGACUUUUUGUUUGUUGGCUUGUUUUUCUAUCUGUCUCAGUGUCUGUCUCUAUAUACUUGUCUGUCUGUCCAGCUAUGUGGUUGUCUCUCUGUUUCUAUCUCUGUCUGUCUUUUCUUGUCGGCCUCACACUAACCAUAAUUUAUUCAAAAGCUACAUCCAUUCUUCUGAAUAUUAGAGGGAGGUUGUACCUUAUAACAAACCUGACAUACCACGAGACUCAAUGCAUAUCCCUACAUUCAGUCUCACUAUUCCAUCUGAAAUAAUAUUCCCUUUUACUUUGGGUUUGAGGUUGUCCUAUAGAUCUCUUUACCGCGUGUGUAAUCUUUUCCCAUUUUAGAUCUAGUGUCAUUCUUUUGAGAAUAAUAUUCUUUGUUAGAGUUGUAUCCAUAUUCAUAUGUCUUCUGAUGCUCAGCCGUUAAACAAAGAAAUGAUACUCUAGGGAAUGACGCGUGGCGUGGAAUGGGAAAACCUUACACCCAAGGUAAAGCGAUCUAGUGUAGACCCCGUCAUUCUCUCAAACAAUAAGAUCAUUUGUUUCCAGAAUCACCCGGGAAUAUACAUCAAUAUUGAUGUUACGCUAACAACGAAUCUUACUAGUAUUCUCAUUAGAUUUGAAAUGGGAAAACAUUUUGACUAGCGUAAAGAUUUCAUUUCACCCCAAAAUAAAAGAUUGACUGAUAAAAAUACUGACUACGAACUUCGUGGUAGAUCGACUAGAAAUGUUUUACUUGAGAAACGACUUCUAUUAACUCCAUGGUUGUCUGUCAUGGGUUUUUACAAGUUUCUUUCGUUUCUCAAAGGGGGAAAAAAGCCAAAUGAUUACAUCUGUCAUCCAAUCCAUAUAUUGUAGAUAUAAAUAGCCAUACUAUGUAUGUAAAUGUACACAAGACUUUCCUUGAUCGCUUCCCGACAGGGGGAGGGAUGUGGGUUUGAACAAAACCACAUCAGAAAGGAGAAAUCCCAACUAUGUUAAGCCCGUGGGCUGAAGCUCAUUAGCAAAUAAACUGUGAAACCUCAAAA
This is a messenger RNA of Actinia tenebrosa (Australian red waratah sea anemone), 2539 nucleotides long. Its product is annotated as syntaxin-5. Gene Ontology annotation, molecular function: SNARE binding; SNAP receptor activity. Gene Ontology annotation, cellular component: SNARE complex; endomembrane system; Golgi membrane. Gene Ontology annotation, biological process: intracellular protein transport; endoplasmic reticulum to Golgi vesicle-mediated transport; vesicle fusion. The record is from RefSeq and is a predicted model, not a curated record. NCBI's taxonomy places the organism in Eukaryota, Metazoa, Cnidaria, Anthozoa, Actiniaria, Actiniidae.